Messenger RNA from Anneissia japonica, 3376 nucleotides. RefSeq names its product probable 2-oxoglutarate dehydrogenase E1 component DHKTD1, mitochondrial. The record is from RefSeq and is a predicted model, not a curated record. Lineage: Eukaryota; Metazoa; Echinodermata; Crinoidea; Comatulida; Comatulidae. Gene Ontology annotation, molecular function: thiamine pyrophosphate binding; oxoglutarate dehydrogenase (succinyl-transferring) activity. Gene Ontology annotation, biological process: tricarboxylic acid cycle. The transcript is spliced from 21 exons. The coding region runs from base 18 to 2909 and encodes 963 amino acids.
GUUCGCGUUGUCAAUUUAUGGUAAUUUGUGUCAACUUUGUGUCAAAGGUUACUUUAUUAUUUACAAAAUUUAUAGAUGGUGGUCGCUACACGCCGGUGGUGAUAAAAAGUCAUUUGCUGUACAGUAUUUUAAAUUACGUUAUGUUGUCCACUAGCACAUGGUUGAGGUCCUCACUGAUAAAGAGGUUACCAAGGUUACCAAGAGCAUCUUAUCAUGCUAAAACAGGAAUCUAUGGUUAUAACCCUUCUGCACAACAGAUGCUGGAAAACAACCAAGUUAAUGAAGUAACUCUUUUAAAAAGGAUUCAAAAUUCGUCCUUAGUACAACUUGUAGAAGCAUAUCGAAGACAUGGACAUAAAAAGGCUACGAUUGAUCCACUUGGCUUGCAGGUACUCAGACCAACACCAGAAUUGAAUCCUGAAUUGUAUGGCCUGGAGAGAUCUAACAAAUAUGACUUGAGUGGUAUUUUGAACACAGCUGAUUGCAGUAGUGUGUCUCUAGAGGGUGCUGUUGCUGCAUUGGAGUCUAUUUACUGUUCAACAACAUCAGCAGAGUUUGCUCAUCUGGAGACUUUAAAAGAAAGAGAAUGGUUUGCUCAGAAAUUUGAAGAAAGCAGAACUUGGCAGUUGAGUGAUGAUGAGAAGAAGAAAAUAGCAUCACUUCUUGUGAAAUCACAGGCUUUCGAUAAUUUUGUGGCAAAUAAGUUCACUACUGUUAAGAGAUAUAGCGGAGAGGGGGCGGAGAGUAUGAUGGCCUUCUUUAAUGAACUCUUUAGUUUAGCAGCACAAUCGAAUAUUGAGCAAGUGAUGAUUGCAAUUGCACAUAGAGGGCGCCUCAACCUGUUAACAGGUCUACUAGACUUCCCAACAGAACUCAUGAUUCGGAAGAUGCAGGGAAAGAUGGAGUACCCCGAUACAGCUCCAUGUACUGGUGAUGUCUUGUCACAUUUAUACCAAUCAGUAGAUAUAGAAUACGAAGGAAAACAAGUUCAUGUCAGCUUAAUACCAAAUCCAUCUCAUCUAGAGGCUAAUGUGCCUGUUGUUAUUGGAAAAGUAAGGGGGAGGCAGCAGACUUUACAGGAGGGAGAUUAUUCAUCAGGUGAAGAAUCUGUUGUUGGGGAGAAAGUAUUAUGUGUCCAGGUCCAUGGUGAUGCUGCACUUUCUGCACAGGGUGUUAUCCAAGAAUCAUUAGGACUAUGGAAUCUCCCCCAUUACAGAGUAGGAGGGUCCAUUCAUCUUGUUGUUAAUAACCAGUUGGGCUUCACCACACCUGCUGAACAGGGGAGGUCUUCUCUAUACAGUACUGAUAUUGCCAAAAUUAAUGAUUUUCCAGUCUUGCAUGUCAACGGUGAUCAUCCAGAGGAAGUUGUCAAAGCAGUCAGACUUGCCAUGAGUUAUAGACAAACAUUUGGUAAAGAUGUAUUUGUUGAUUUGAUGUGUUUCCGGCGCUGGGGCCACAAUGAAUUGGACAAUCCGUCUUUUACCAACCCCAGUAUGUAUUCCGUUAUUGACACAAAGCCAAGUGUGCCAGAUGCCUAUGUAGACAAAUUAUCUGAAGAAGGCAUAAUAGAUAAAAAAGAUAUUGCCAAAGAAGUGUCCUUGUACCAAGAUACACUUAACAAUUCGCUGAAAGAAGCAGAAACAUACCAACCAAAGCAGUUCCACCUACAAGCCCACUGGAAAGGAUUUGUAGAUGCACCUUCACACAUUACCACCUGGGAUACAGGUGUUGACCCUGAACUUUUGCGAUUUAUAGCAGCAAAAUCAGUUGAAGUUCCAGAAAAUUUUAAAGUUCAUUCAACCCUAUUGAAAAGUCAUAUUGGUGCCCGAAUGAAAAAGCUAGAAGAAGGAACCAGCCUGGAUUGGGCUACUGCCGAAGCUAUGGCUAUUGGUUCACUACUGGCCCAGGGUUUUAACGUUCGUAUCAGUGGUCAAGAUAUAGGCCGCGGUACUUUCAGUCAUCGUCAUGCUAUGUUGAUUGAGCAGGAUAGCAACAGUAUGUACAUACCCUUCAACAAUAUUGUCGGUGAUCAAAGACAUUUUUUAGAGGUUGCUAAUAGUCCUCUGUCUGAAGAAGCCGUCCUUGCAUUUGAGUAUGGCAUGAGUAUUGAGAAUCCCAAGUCAUUAAUCAUAUGGGAAGCACAGUUUGGGGAUUUUUACAAUGGUGCUCAAAUCAUCAUUGAUACAUAUGUAACAGCAGGAGAAGUGAAAUGGCUGUUGCAGAGCGGUCUAGUCAUGAUGCUUCCACAUGGAUUUGAUGGAGCUGGUCCUGAACACUCCUCCUGCCACAUGGAGAGGUUCUUGCAGGCCUGUGACAGUAAAGAGAAUGGAAUAGAUGGAGAUAAUGUCAACAUUCAACUUGUACAUCCAACCACACCUGCUCAAUAUUUCCAUCUUCUCCGACGACAGAUGGUACGCAACUUCAGAAAGCCGCUUAUCAUGGCAUCUCCAAAGGUUUUGCUUAGACUCCCUGCAGCCACCUCUAGUUUAAGUGAACUAGCACCUGGAACAAGUUUCCAGCCUGUAAUUGGGGACCAGCUUGCUGAUUCAAAUAAAGUUGAUAAGGUUAUAGUCUGUUGUGGCAAGCAUUACUAUGCUUUAGUGAAUGAGAGGCAACGAUUACAAGCAGACAAUAUAGCUAUUGUCCGAGUUGAGCAGCUAUGUCCAUUUCCUGCCGAAGAAAUCCAAAAGAACCUCUCAAAAUUCCCAAAUGCCCAAAAGAUUAUUUGGAGUCAGGAGGAACAUCAGAACAUGGGAGCAUGGUUCUUUGUUGCACCUCGAUUCACUAAUCUUGUUGGCUGCAAUCUUUCUUAUGCCGGACGAGGGCCUCUGGGCACACCCGCAGUAGGCGUCGGCCAACUACAUCAAGAAGAAGUGAAGAUGGUGAUGGAGAAGACAUUCAGCUUAUAACGGAAAUUAUAAUUGUACACUUAAAUUAUUAUUUUCUAUUGUGUAUCUAUACAGGGUGUAAAGAUUUUUUGUUUAGUUAAUCAUUUUGGUUAGUAUGAUUAAGUUUUUUUUAAGGUAUUUCUUGUUUUAAUUUUCUAUAUUAGUUUUAAGCAUCCAAUUGAGACAACUUUUUUUGUUUAAAUGUGGAAGUGAUAAUAGAAAUACAAAAACAUUAGAGCUGUGUUACCAUGGUAAAGUAUCCAGCACAGUUGUUCUGUCUGUAAAGAGCCCUCCAUAUUGGAGGUAUGGUUUUUUAAAAUUCAGUUUAGAGCAAAUAAAAUCGUUUAAUAAUCAAGAAAUGAUAACAUUUACAGAUUGAUAUACAAUGAUAUAGUUUCUGUAUAUCUGUAUAUGACAAAUAUAUGUUAUAACAAUAAUGAUAUGACAAGGGUAAAGGUAGGAGAAUAAUCCAUAACUUGCAGCGUCAA